This is a messenger RNA of Paramecium tetraurelia, 3348 nucleotides long. RefSeq lists its product as uncharacterized. Gene Ontology annotation, biological process: spliceosomal complex disassembly. Gene Ontology annotation, cellular component: catalytic step 2 spliceosome; intracellular anatomical structure. The record is from RefSeq and is a predicted model, not a curated record. The transcript is spliced from 3 exons. Gene Ontology annotation, molecular function: RNA binding; ATP binding. Lineage: Eukaryota; Ciliophora; Oligohymenophorea; Peniculida; Parameciidae.
AUGAAUUAGUUACUACAAUUAUAGUAUAUUUCUUUGUGUUCAAGAGUGCUGUAAGAAUUAGAGAAUCAUACAGGGAUAAAGGACAAGGUGUUGGCUGAAUAUAUUAUUGAUUUAGGUAGACAAAGUAAGGAUGAAAAGGAAUUUAAAUAAAAGUUGGAUGCAGCAAAAGCUGAUUUUACAGAUCAGUUUACAAAUUCUUUAUUCAAUAUCAUCAAGAAGAUGUCUCCUCAAGAAAAAAAGGAAGUAGAACAGCCACCAUAAAUAGAAUAGGUAGUGAAAGAAUAGAAAUUCCCUGGAUUAGCAUUACCAAAUCGUGAAGUGGUUUAAUUAGAGGAUAUGGAAGAGUAAUCACGAUCAAGAUCAUUAUCAAAAAACAAGAAGAAGAAGAAGGAUAAGAAAAAGAAGAAGGACAAAAAUAAGGACAAGGAUAAAGAAAAGGAGAGGGAAAAAGAUAAGGAGAAGAAGGAUAAAAAGGAGCCAUCUUCAUCCCCACAGAGGACUCAUAGAGAUAUCGAGAAGGGACAUAUAUAUGAGGGUGUAGUAACAAAGGUGCAGGAUUUUGGAGUGUUUGUGUAGAUAGCAGGUUUUAAAGGCAGAAAGGAAGGCUUAGUCCAUAUUUCCAAUAUAAGAGAGAAAAGAGUGACCAAUCCUUUUGAUAUUUUGAAAAGAAAUUAGAAGGUGUUUGUGAAAGUGAUUAGUAUUGUGAAUGAAAAAAUAUCAUUGUCAAUGAGAGAUGUGGAUUAAAAUAGUGGUUAAGAGAUAGAGAAGAAAGCUAAGGCAAUGAAUGAAUAUGAUCAAGUGAUUAAAUAAUAGGAGUAGAGUAAGGAUAAUAAUAGAUAUGGAGCAAUAACAGGAGUCAAAUUGGAUUUAGCAUAGGAUGCUUGUAAAAAGAAAGCUAAGAGAAUAGCAUCUCCAGAUUUAUGGGAGAAGACUAGAUUGGAAUACAAUUCAAAAUUAGUUCGUUAGAUAGACAAUAAAGCUAUUGUGGAAGAUUCAGAGUCAGAAGGUUUUGUUUCAGACUCAGAAGAUUUGGAAAUAGAUAUGAAUGAUUAUGAACCUCCUUUUUUAAAGGGAUAAACAACGAAGGCAGGGAUAAAUUUAUCACCAAUUAGAGUUGUGAAAAAUCCAGAAGGGACUUUAUAAAGAGAAGCUUUACAUGCUUAAUAGUUGGCAAGGGAAAGGAGAGAAAUGAGAGAAUAACAAUAAAGAGCAAUAAAUGAGUAGAAUAGAGAUAAAUACAGAGAGGAUCCUUUAGCUUAGAUUUCAGGAAAUAUGAAUUAGAUGUAAGUAGAAAUUCCUGAGUGGAAGAAAGAAGCAAUGUUCAAAUCAAGUGUAAGAAAUAGAACACAUAUGAGUAUUAAAGAAUGGAGAGAAUCUUUACCAAUUUAUAAUUUCAAGAAUGAAUUGUUGGCUGCCAUUAAAGAGAAUCGUAUUCUCAUAGUAAUAGGAGAAACAGGUAGUGGUAAAACUACUUAGAUCACAUAAUAUUUAAUGGAGGCUGGAUAUGGUAGAAAUGGAAUGAAGAUAGGUUGCACUUAACCUAGAAGAGUGGCAGCAAUGUCAGUGGCAAAAAGAGUGGCUGAAGAAAUGGGAGUGUAACUAGGAGAUGAAGUAGGUUAUGCAAUAAGAUUUGAAGAUUGCACAGGUCCUAAUACAAUUAUUAAAUAUAUGACAGAUGGAAUGUUAUUAAGAGAAGCAUUAAUAGAUAAAGAUAUGAGUCAAUAUAGUGUUAUUAUGUUAGAUGAGGCACAUGAGAGAACAAUUAAUACUGAUGUGUUAUUUGGAUUAUUAAAAUAAGUUGUUGCUAAAAGAAACGAUUUCACAUUAAUUGUAACAUCAGCCACUUUGGAUGCUGAAAAGUUUUCUUCUUAUUUUUUUAAUUGUAAGAUAUUUAGAAUUCCAGGACGUAACUUUCCUGUUGAAGUGUUUUUCACAAAUGAACCUGAAGAAGACUAUUUAGAAGCUGCCUAAUUGUGUGUAAUUUAGAUUCAUUUAGAAGAACCAGCUGGUGAUAUUCUAUUGUUUUUAACAGGACAAGAAGAAAUAGACACAGCAUGUUAAGUGCUUCACGAGAGAAUGAAGAAGUUGGGUCCAGAUGCUCCUGAAUUGAUUAUCUUACCUGUUUAUUCUGCUUUACCCACAGAAUUACAACAGAAGAUUUUUGAUCCUGCCCCUACUGGAGCCAGAAAGAUUGUUAUAGCAACUAAUAUUGCUGAAGCAUCAAUCACUAUCGAUGGAAUUUAUUAUGUGGUUGAUCCAGGGUUCUCUAAAAUCAAGGUAUAUAAUCCAAAAUUGGGUAUGGAUUCAUUAAUUAUUGCUCCAAUCAGUUAGGCAUCUGCAUAAUAAAGAGCUGGGAGGGCAGGAAGAACUGGCCCAGGAAAAUGCUAUAGAUUAUAUACUGAAUCAGCAUUUAAUACAGAAAUGUUACCCACUUCAGUACCUGAAAUAUAGAGAACUAAUUUAGCAAAUACAAUUUUAUUAUUAAAAGCUAUGGGAAUACAUGACCUAUUGAAUUUUGACUUUAUGGAUCCUCCACCUGUUCAAACUAUGAUUGCAGCUAUGGAAUAAUUGUAUGCAUUGGGAGCUUUGGAUGAUGAAGGAUUGCUAACAAAAGUAGGUAGGAAGAUGGCAGAAUUCCCUUUGGAACCACCUCAAGCCAAAAUGUUAUUGACUGCAGUUGAUCUGGGAUGUGUGGAUGAAAUCAUUACAAUCAUAGCAAUGUUAUCAGAACCAAAUAUUUUCUACAGGCCAAAAGAUAGAUAACAAUUAGCAGAUCAGAAAAAGGCCAGGUUUCAUAGACCAGAGGGUGAUCAUUUAACAUUGUUAACAGUCUAUGAGCAUUGGAAGAAGAACAAUUUUAGUAAUGUGUGGUGUCAUGAAAAUUAUAUCUAAGCAAGAUCCAUGAGAAGAGCUUAAGAUGUUAGAAAACAAUUAUUAUAAAUUAUGGAAAGAUAUAAGUUCUAAAUUACUUCUUGUGGGAAGGACUUCUGGAAAAUCAGAAAAGCUAUUACUGCUGGUUAUUUCUUCCAUGUUGCUAAGAAAGAUUAAGCUGAAGGAUAUAAAACUCUAUCUGAUAAUCAAUAAGUCUAUAUCCAUCCUAGUAGUGCAUUAUUUAACAAAGGACCGUUGUGGUGUGUGUAUCAUGAGCUAGUCAUGACUUCGAAAGAGUAUAUGAGAGAAGUAUGUGAAAUAGAACCUAGAUGGCUUAUUGAAGUUGCUGAAAAUUAUUUCAAGGCUCACAAUCAAAUGGGAUAACUCUCAAAAACAAAGAAAUCAGAGAAACUCGAUCCAUUAAGUUGCAAGUUUGGAGAUGCAAACGCAUGGAGACUAAGUAAGCGUAAAGGUUGA